Trichechus manatus latirostris (Florida manatee) is the source of this 2038-nucleotide messenger RNA. It is a transcript of the gene IRX3, whose product is annotated as iroquois homeobox 3. Lineage: Eukaryota; Metazoa; Chordata; Mammalia; Sirenia; Trichechidae. Gene Ontology annotation, molecular function: DNA-binding transcription factor activity, RNA polymerase II-specific; RNA polymerase II cis-regulatory region sequence-specific DNA binding. Gene Ontology annotation, cellular component: nucleus. The transcript has 4 exons. The record is from RefSeq and is a predicted model, not a curated record. The coding region runs from base 402 to 1916 and encodes 504 amino acids. Gene Ontology annotation, biological process: cell development; neuron differentiation; regulation of transcription by RNA polymerase II.
GGGGGAGUGCAAACGAGAGGAGGGCGAAGGAAGCGAGGCGCGACACUGCUCCGGUAGAGGAGGGCAGUGCGGAGCGAGGCGCAGGCAGAGGCAGCUCCGGCUGCCGAGAGGCGGGAGCGCGGCGCAGAGAGGAGGGGCUUGUGGCCCGGUAGAAAUGUCAAUCAGAGCCCGGAGCCCCGGGAAUCUCCGCCAAUCUGUUCGGACCUGACCUGGCUCCUCGCUGCCGCCGCCGCCGCCGCCGCGGAGCAGAUCAAUAGGCGAGCGCGGAGCGCAGCGCAGCGCGGGAGGCAGCGCGGCCCCGGCCCGGCCCAGCCCCCGAUGCGCGCCGGAGCCCGCGGGCGGCGCUGAGCAGGGCGGCCUCGGGGGCCGGGACCCUCUCCGUCGGUGCCCCGCGGGCCACCAUGUCCUUCCCCCAGCUCGGAUACCAGUACAUCCGCCCGCUCUACCCGUCCGAGCGCCCAGGGGCCGCCACCGGCGGCGGCAGUGCAGGGGCCCGCGGCGGCCCGGGCGCCGGAGGCUCAGAGCUGACCGCCUCGGGGUCCCUGUCCAACGUGCUCUCGUCCGUGUACGGUGCGCCCUACGCCGCGGCAGCAGCGGCGGCCGCCGCCGCCCAAGGCUACGGCGCCUUUCUGCCCUACGCCGCGGAGCUGCCCAUCUUCCCGCAGCUGGGCGCGCAGUAUGAGCUGAAGGACAGCCCCGGGGUGCAGCAUCCGGCCGCGGCUGCCGCGUUUCCGCACCCGCACCCCGCCUUCUACCCGUAUGGCCAGUACCAGUUUGGAGACCCGUCCCGUCCCAAGAACGCCACCCGGGAGAGCACAAGCACUCUCAAGGCCUGGCUCAAUGAGCACCGCAAGAACCCCUACCCCACCAAGGGCGAGAAGAUCAUGCUGGCCAUCAUCACCAAGAUGACCCUCACCCAGGUGUCCACCUGGUUCGCCAACGCGCGCCGGCGCCUCAAGAAGGAGAACAAGAUGACGUGGGCGCCCCGCAGCCGCACCGACGAGGAGGGCAACGCUUACGGGAGCGAGCGCGAGGAGGAGGACGAGGAGGAGGAUGAAGACGACGGCAAACGAGAGCUGGAGUUGGAAGAGGAGGAGCUCGGGGGGGAGGAGGAGGACCCGGGGGGCGAGGGCCUGGCGGACGACGACGAGGAGGAGGAGAUUGAUUUGGAGAACUUAGACGGCGCGGCCGCGGGGUCUGAACUGGCCCUGGCUGGGGCGGCUCGCAGGAACGGCGAUCUCGUCCUGGGGCCCAUUUCGGACUCCAAGAAUAGCGACUCGGACGACAGCUCCGAGGGUUUAGAGGAGCGGUCACUGCCGGUCCUGAGUCUGGCCCCAGCGCCACCACCGGUGGCCGCGGCGCCGACAUCUCCGCCCUCGCCCCCCGCCGGCCUGGACCCCUGCGCUCCAGCGCCAGCGGCCGCCUCCUCCCUGCAGAAGCCUAAGAUUUGGUCCCUGGCAGAGACUGCCACAAGCCCGGACAACCCGCGCCGCUCGCCCCCCGGCGCGGGCGGUUCUCCUCCCGGGGCUACUGUCGCGCCCCCAGCCCUGCAGCUCUCUCCGGCCGCCGCCGCCGCCGCCGCGGCUCACAGACUUGUCUCGGCCCCGCUGGGCAAGUUCCCCGCUUGGACCAACCGGUCGUUCCCAGGCCCGCCGCCCGGCCCACGGCCGCACCCGCUCUCCCUGCUCGGCUCGGCCCCUCCGCACCUGCUGGGACUACCCGGAGCCGCGGGCCAUCCGGCCGCCGCCGCCGCUGCUGCCUUCGCUCGGCCGGCGGAGCCCGAGGGUGGAACAGAUCGCUGUAGUGCCUUGGAAGUGGAGAAAAAGUUACUCAAGACGGCUUUCCAGCCCGUGCCCAGGCGGCCCCAGAACCACCUGGACGCCGCUCUGGUGUUAUCGGCUCUCUCCUCAUCCUAGUUCUUUUUAAAUUUUUUUAAAAUUGUUGUAAUAACUGUAAAAAAAAAAUCGCUCUGUAUAGUUACAACUUGUAAGCAUGUCCGAAUAUGAAUACCUAAAAAAGAAAACUAAACGAAAAGAAA